UAAGGAAGAAUCAAUUCUUGUGUAGGGGUAAGUUUGUAAUGUUAUGCAUUUUAUUUUUUCUACCCUUGGAGUUUAUAUAAACAUUCAAGCACCCAUGGUUCGUGAAAGUACUCAAUCCGUGUAAAAAUAUGGAGGAUGUGAUAGUCCUGUACCCUUCUCCCGGAAGAGGCCAUUUAAUUUCCAUGGUGGAGCUUGGAAAGCUCAUACUCAGACUUUACCCAUCUUUCUCCGUCACAAUCAUCGUCUUAAGCACACAAAACACAAAUUCUGCCGCCAACGCCCAAUAUGCAGCCAGCUCUACCGCCCAAUACAUGGCCGCCGUCAAUCUGCCCCCUAUCUCCGAAGUCCCUUCCACUCCUUCCCCAUUAGAAUCCCUCUUCUUAUUCCCACGCCUCAACAACCCAAAUCUCCACCAAACCCUCCAAACCAUCUCCCAGACUUCCAACCUCAAAGCCUUUAUCAUUGAUUUCUUCUGUGAUGCUGCCUUUGAAGUGGCCGCAAACCUUAGUAUUCCAACGUACUAUUUCUUCACCUCUAGCGCAAGCGGUCUAAGCAUCUUUCUAUACCGCUCCACUUUGCAUAAAACCAUCGACAAAAGCUUUAAAGACCUCAAUAAUAUACUUCUUGAUAUUCCCGGCUUACCGCCGACCCUGGCUUCAGACAUGCCACAAACUGCAUUAGAUCGGAAUUCUAAGGUGUAUGAGUAUUCCUUGAACACUGGAAUCAACAUGGCCAAAUCAAAUGGACUAAUCGUCAACACGUUCGACCAGCUCGAAAGAAAAGCAAUUGGGGCAAUAUCGGAUGGACUGUGUGUGCCAGAUGGACCGACUCCGCCAAUAUUUUGCAUUGGACCUUUGAUUUCAGGCAGCAAUCAAGACGGAGAUGAUGAUCAGCACGAGUGUUUGAAUUGGCUAAACUCGCAACCGAGUCAAAGCGUCGUGUUCCUGUGUUUUGGAAGCAUGGGAUUGUUUUCUGCGAAACAAUUGAGAGAAAUGGCAGUAGGAUUAGAAAACAGUGGCCUAAGGUUCCUGUGGGUGGUGAGAAAUCCACCACCAGAAAAAAACAAAGAGCCAAAUUUGGAUGAGUUGUUGCCAGACGGUUUCUUGGAGAGGACCAAGGAGAGGGGUUUUGUGGAGACGCAAUGGGCUCCACAGGUGGAAAUUCUGAGCCACGGCUCGGUGGGUGGGUUCGUGACUCACUGCGGGUGGAACUCAGUGCUUGAAGCGGUGUGUGGCGGCGUGCCGAUGGUUGGGUGGCCUUUGUAUGCGGAGCAAAGGAUGACCAGGUUGGUAUUAGUGAAGGAAUUGAAGGUGGCGUUGACAGUGAACGGGUCGGAAGACGGGUUGGUGAGUGCGGCCGAGUUGGAGAAGCGAGUGAGGGAGUUAAUGGACUCGGAAGCAGGUAAAGAGGUGAGAGAGAGGGUUUCAUGCAUGAGAGAUGAUGCUGUGGCAGCCGUGAAAGAGGGAGGCUCCUCUCGUGUUGCAUUGGCCAAGUUAGCUGAGGUGUGGAUGGCGACGACGUCCAUACUCUAAAAGAUAUUAGUAGCUGUAAUAAGUUAGGUAAUGUGGCAUUAUCUUUUUGCAUUUAUUUUUCUAGGUGUAGCUUCUAAGUUUUAACCAUUGGAAAAUAAAAUAUGAGUUUAUUUCUGUGUC
Messenger RNA from Corylus avellana, 1652 nucleotides. RefSeq names its product anthocyanidin 5,3-O-glucosyltransferase. The record is from RefSeq and is a predicted model, not a curated record. Gene Ontology annotation, molecular function: UDP-glucosyltransferase activity. NCBI's taxonomy places the organism in Eukaryota, Viridiplantae, Streptophyta, Magnoliopsida, Fagales, Betulaceae.